Molecule: messenger RNA, 2369 nt
Organism: Achroia grisella
Lineage: Eukaryota; Metazoa; Arthropoda; Insecta; Lepidoptera; Pyralidae
Product: CD151 antigen-like
Exons: 6
Coding region: 144-944 (266 amino acids)
Cellular component (GO): membrane
Source: RefSeq, a predicted model, not a curated record
AUUAACAUGUGCCAGAUAUUUUUAAUAAUGUUAGUGAAAAUGUGUACUUUUGAAUUCAAAUGAAUUUCGGAGUCGAUAUGUGCAGUCAAAGAUAAAACUCGAAUAAUCCUGAAGCCUUUUGUGGGAGUAGUAGAUAUACUACAAUGGCAGAAGAUAAGAAAAAGGAUGGUAGUGCCCUUUUAGCAAAAAAGAAGAAAGUAAAGCCAAGGAAAUCGCGGGACGCUGACUGUUGCAGUGUGAAUUUCUUGAAAUGCGUUUUGCAUAUUUUCAACGUCGUAUUUUUGUUUGCAGGUAUAGGCGUCCUGGUGGUAGGGGCGUGGACUGUAGCCACCAGACAUAGAUAUGUGGCGCUACUACCAACACCGACAUACCCAGCCAUUGCCUACAUGUUGGUGUUCGCAGGCGCACUCGGCGUGCCCAUGAGUGGGCUUGGAUGCUGCGGACUUAAGACUGAAAAUAGAACCAGUUUACUAUGCUAUACAUACUUCCUGUUGAUAACAUUCAUACUCGAGGCUGGCGCGGGCGGGCUGGCAUACUACUACGAGGUGGCAGUGGAAGACGAACUGCGGGCGGAAUUAAAUCAUACAUUCUUGUAUAAUUACGCCCUCGACAACACCAUUUCUAAUGCUGUUGACCGCAUGCAAACAGAGUUUAAAUGCUGCGGCGCCGUACGAUAUCAAGACUGGAGGAGGAGCGCGUGGCACGAACACGAUCCUCGGCUCCUCGUACCAGAUUCAUGUUGUAUAACUGUCUCCAACCGCUGCGGUGUCAGGGACCACCCUUCCAACAUCUACCACAAUGGCUGCAUACGACAGUUUACGAAUCACAUUCGAGACCACCUAAUAAUCCUCGCGGCGGUCGGCGUCGGGAUGUCGGUCAUACCAAUCUUCGGGUUCCUCUUUUCUUUCAUUCUCUACGUUAAGAUCAAACACGUCUUGGACUGACCUCGGCCUAAGCCGGCGGCCAGCAAGAACCGGAAAGUAUUCGACAAGUCAGCCUCGGCCGGCGACUUGACGAAGUACCAGGGUCGGGUCGGCUCUCAGAGAAUACCGCCGAAGUUGGGAAGUACUAGAACAAAACGAAGUGUAAAACGACCGCCAUGUCCGCUCCACCCCGCGGCCGAUAAAGGUGGCAAUGUGCCUAUAUCCACUAUCAGCGAUAAUGUUAGCAUUUAGAUAUAUUAAUUUUGCAGUCAAACCAAAUACUUAGUCCUCAAGUAAGAUCCUUUUUAAUAUAACUAUAAUGGUAUCUGGUUAACCUUUACCGAACACAGGGCAAUCUAAAUAUAACCGUUCCCAUGUUCAAUCAGACCAAAGCCUCCUUGUUCUUCCUUUCAUUCUCCUUGCUCUUCCAAACCUUGUUGUUAAAAUUAUUCAAAGUUUUUAGAGUUCCGUAUCAAAAUUAUAAAUCCUUUGUUGUCAGUCUGAGCGUUAAUACGUUUUAAACGUAAAAUCCGUAAAGAUGUAGCAAACAAACUUCGAAUCUUAAGUAUAUCUACGGAAUUCUAUUAAUACAUGCCCUACACUCUAUUUAUAUUCACGCGAGGCCCACUUUUAUGCGUUACACUAUUCUAAAUUCAAUAUUAAUCACUUUUUUCGAAGCUAUUUUUCCUAUAUAGUACGGUAAAAAUUUACAUUUCAUUUCAUGUGUUCAUUUGAUGUUACAUAAUGAUAUAGAAUUUAAACAAUGUUCAUGUCUAGCCAGUAGCUAUUUAAGUAGUAAAAGUGACCGAAUUUAUAUCAAAAUGUGUCUAAGUCAUACGUUUGAGUAAUAUGUUAGAUGAGAAAUUGUUAUAUGUGUAUUUAAUAUGGUGCUAUAUUUGUUAUAGAUACCUUAGGCCGUUGUGUACUUAACACGGGAUAUAGGAUGGAACAUCGAAUAAAAAGAAUGUCACGAUAAUUAAUAAAACUUUCACAUCUAUGAUACAGUGAUACCAUGAACACCUACUAAUAUUUAUUAUAAAUAAAAUACGACGCAGCAUUUGCCGUAUCUAUGGACUAACAUAAAAUCUUUCAAGUAAAUAAAAUAUAAAAAUAUAAUAAUCAAAUUAUUUUACAUAAUGUAUGAAAUAGUUUAGUUAUUUCUAUUAUGAAAUAUUGAAUGAUUCGAAUUUGAAGUAUUAUGGUAUGGCCAUUAAACAUGAGUCAGAAUUUAUUUUUAUUUAUAUAUGCAAAUGACCAAAGCAUUUCAAAUACAGCUAACUGACUAUUCUAUUAUUCAUUAUUCAAUUACAUAUAGUAAAGGUAAUAGGUAUCUUGUCACUAAGGAAAAAGGUCGCUUCCCAUAAUUACAUCUAAUUUUAUUGACGACAUUAAAUAUUUCUGAAUAAUCAUUUAAACAGUGUUUUUUAUAAUUUUAUUUUUUAUAUA